Messenger RNA from Oryzias latipes (Japanese medaka), 910 nucleotides. Its product is annotated as corticoliberin. Gene Ontology annotation, cellular component: extracellular region. The record is from RefSeq and is a predicted model, not a curated record. Gene Ontology annotation, molecular function: hormone activity. NCBI's taxonomy places the organism in Eukaryota, Metazoa, Chordata, Actinopteri, Beloniformes, Adrianichthyidae.
GAAAGGAGCUUCACCUGGUGGGAGACAGUGAGCCGCUUACCUGCUGCAGAAACUGAAGAGGAGGCGACACUCAGCUCACGUCCAGGCUGUGAGAUGAAGGUGAAAGUGCUGCUCCUUGCAGUUCUACUUGGCAUCGUCCCCUCACACACCGCUGUAGGCCGACCUUCUGUGGACCCCCUAAGACGAACCAAACCGCUGCUCCUCCGCCUUGGCGAGGAGUUUUCCUUCUGGCUGGGUGGGGGAGGCACAGCUCCAGAUCCAUCCUCGCCCUCCUCCUCCUCCUCAACAGUGAACCGAGCUCUGCUGCAGCUCUCACAGCACCUCCUGCAGACCCGGGCAGAGCAGGUGGAGCAGCAGCAGCUGGAAGAGGACGGCGAGGAAAAGGAGAAGAGGUCCGAAGAGCCUUCCAUCUCUCUGGAUUUGACCUUCCACCUGCUCAGAGAGGUUCUGGAGAUGGCCCGGGCUGAAAAAAUGGUCCAGCAGGCCGACAACAACCGCAGGAUGAUGGAGUUCUUUGGAAAAUGACCUCCUCCUGUCUGAGCUGGACGUUCACCCUGCAGAAAGGCUGCAGCUGCAACUGAUGUUCAUGAACACACACGUCCUUUAAGUUUCACAAACCAAAGAAAAAAUUCCAAGAAAAUGCCAUUCCAGCAAAUUUAGAUUGUCUCAAGUGAUCAUAAAAAUGUUUAAGAAAAGCUUCACUUUUGUGAUUUAACACGUUUUUUUGUGUAUAAUUAAGAAAAAAUCUUUGAAAAAGGAUUUUGAUAUAAGAAAAGUCAUGACACAUACACCAAGUCAAUGGAGUCGUUGAGAACAGUCCUCCAGGUAACACAUACCUUUAUUCUAUCAUUUAGAUGACUUUUUUCUGAUUUCAUGCAUUAAAACCGUCAAAAUAAAAGCUUUUCUUUUG